GUAAUGAGCAGUCGCAGGUUGGGAUCAGGCAGAAGCGUAGUGGAGAACAAGCCAAAGUCGGUAAGGAGCAGUCGCAGGUUGGGAUCAGGCAGAAGCAUAGUCGAGAACAAGCCAAGGUCGGUAAUGAGCAGUCGCAGGUUGGGAUCAGGCAGAAGCGUAGUCGAGAACAAGCCAAGGUCGGUAAGGAACAGUCUCAGGUUGGAAUCAGGCAGAAGCGUAGUCGAGAACAAGCCAAGGUCAGUAAGGAGCAGUCGCAGGUUGGGAUCAGGCAGAAGCGUAUACUGGCUGGAGAGCACAAUAAUCUGGCAAACAGGAAGUGCAGAGACAUGGCUUAUAUCAGGAAGUUCAUGGGAGGAGCAAGGGUUUCAAGGUUCAUGACAAACAAGGUCAAGGUAGGAUCAUCCAAAUAAUUGUCAAGGGAGGUGUCCAGCAUUCUAGGUGGCUCAGCAAGAAGAA
Molecule: messenger RNA, 456 nt
Organism: Staurois parvus
Lineage: Eukaryota; Metazoa; Chordata; Amphibia; Anura; Ranidae
Source: the annotation of a GenBank genome assembly